Molecule: messenger RNA, 574 nt
Organism: Parus major (Great Tit)
Lineage: Eukaryota; Metazoa; Chordata; Aves; Passeriformes; Paridae
Gene: LSM5
Product: LSM5 homolog, U6 small nuclear RNA and mRNA degradation associated
Exons: 5
Coding region: 66-341 (91 amino acids)
Biological process (GO): mRNA splicing, via spliceosome
Cellular component (GO): Lsm1-7-Pat1 complex; U4/U6 x U5 tri-snRNP complex; U6 snRNP
Molecular function (GO): RNA binding
Source: RefSeq, a predicted model, not a curated record
CCGCCGGCCCUGCCCUUCCCGGCUGUGGGCGGUGGCGGCGGCCAUUGGCCAGGUCCGGUGCCGACAUGGCGGCCAGCGCGGUAUCCAACCCGUCCCAGCUCCUGCCGCUCGAACUUGUGGAUAAGUGCAUCGGUUCACGCAUUCACAUCGUGAUGAAGAGCGACAAAGAAAUUGUUGGGACACUUCUAGGAUUUGAUGACUUUGUCAAUAUGGUGCUGGAAGAUGUUACGGAAUUUGAGAUCACACCUGAGGGCAGAAGAAUCACAAAGCUGGACCAGAUUCUGCUCAAUGGAAAUAACAUAACUAUGCUGGUUCCUGGAGGAGAAGGACCUGAAGUAUGAAGACAACAAUAUUCAUACGUGUAUAUAAAUGCAAAAUCUAAAUACAGAUUUUGGGGUAGAAGUGUGUUUGGGUGUGGAUCAUUCGUUUGCUUUGCUUACAAACUUGACAUUUUACAAAAGACAACUCUAAGAAAGGGGCUGGUGGUAACGUUGACUUUGUAAGUUGAAAUCAUUACUUUUUUGUAAAGACACGUAAACCUCUUCUGAAUAAAAGGCUUUUUCUUUGUUGGUUA